This is a messenger RNA of Pseudozyma hubeiensis SY62, 750 nucleotides long. Its product is annotated as v-SNARE protein. Gene Ontology annotation, molecular function: SNAP receptor activity. The record is from RefSeq and is a predicted model, not a curated record. Lineage: Eukaryota; Fungi; Basidiomycota; Ustilaginomycetes; Ustilaginales; Ustilaginaceae. Gene Ontology annotation, cellular component: SNARE complex; Golgi medial cisterna; cis-Golgi network. Bases 1 to 750 code for a protein of 249 amino acids. The transcript is spliced from 2 exons. Gene Ontology annotation, biological process: vesicle fusion; endoplasmic reticulum to Golgi vesicle-mediated transport.
AUGGCUUCGUCAUCGACCUCGUCCGCAUCAUGGGACGUCCUACGUCGCAACACACGCAAUCUGGAAUCGACCAUCGACGCUCGCCUUACCGCCUACUCUUCGCUCGCUUCCAAGAUUGCACGAUCAGCGGACACAAACUCCUACUCGGAUCACACCGCCCUCGAUAUGACCGGCACCGGCGCUUCUUCAUCUCUCGAUCACAGCGAGCAUCUCGAACUCGAGUCAGAGUUGGAAUCGUUGAUCAACGACCUCUCCAACUCUGUCGACACCUUGACAUCGAAGUUGGACGACCCUUCUGUUCCACCAACUUCGGCACAAUUGCAUGCGGUACAACGGCAUCGAGAGCUCUUGUUCGAUUUCACCAGAGACUUUAGGAGGUCAAAGACGAAUGUGAGACACGCAAUCGAUCGCAGAGAUCUAUUGGGGAACGUUCAGGGUGAUAUCAAUGCGUACAAGGCAGCACAUGCAAGCGAUUCAGAUGCGCUACUCGCAGAACGUGGUCGAAUAGACAAUUCGCAUUCCAUGAUCGAUCGUACCUUAGAACAAGCAUACGCGACAAGAGCAGACUUCGCAGACCAACGUUCCACCCUCGAAAACAUCUCCACCCGAAUGACUUCAACUGCAGCUCAAGUCCCCGGUCUCAACUCAAUCAUCACACUCAUCGGUAGAAGAAGGCGCAGAGACCAAUGGAUCAUCAGCCUCUUGAUCGGCUCAUUGACCUUUUUGCUGCUCAUGUUUGCAUUUCGUUGA